Molecule: messenger RNA, 1374 nt
Organism: Talaromyces rugulosus
Lineage: Eukaryota; Fungi; Ascomycota; Eurotiomycetes; Eurotiales; Trichocomaceae
Exons: 1
Coding region: 1-1374 (457 amino acids)
Source: RefSeq, a predicted model, not a curated record
AUGAAUCCCCUCCUUGGAAACCACCUCCUGGCGGACAUUACCAGGCACAGGGUUUCCCGCAGUGCCCGGGUCUCCAGCUGGGAUCAGAAGGGGCUGAACGAAGAUGCCUUCGUGGUCUUGCCUGGUGAAACUAUGCUGCUCGCUGAUCUCGAGGGCCCUGGUGCCAUCACGCAUCUGUGGUUUGUCCAGACGUGCAGAAAGAUUCUGGGACCUGGGUUAAUCCCAUACUCGAAGUCCGGGGUGGCCAUGAUGGAGAUUCACAACGCCCUCGGGCUCAAUUACGAAGUAAAUGACCCUGACUACUAUCGCAAAGUACUCAUCAAAAUGUACUGGGACGAUUCCGAAACGCCCAAUGUGCUCGCACCUGUCGGCGAUUUCUUCUGUCUGGGCCACUCUAUGGCUGCGAAUUUCCAGUCGCUGCCAUUCACUGUAUCCGUAAAGCCCUCGGAGGAGAAGAAAUUUGGCGGGGCGGCCGCCUUCAACUGCUACCUGACGAUGCCGUUCAACAAGCGUGCUCGCAUCGAGAUCGAGAACCAGAACGACGAGGCCUACAUUCAGUAUUUCUAUAUCGAUUACGAGCUGUAUCCCGAGCCCCUUCCCGGGAACACGCUGUACUUUCACGCCCAUUGGCGCCGGGAAAACCCAACCAACGGCUGGGCCCCGUCUGGUAUUCAGACAAACGGUCUGGAGACGCAGGUCAAGAACCUGGACGGCAAAGAUAACUAUGUUAUUCUGGAAACUGAGGGCGCUGGUCACUACGUUGGCUGCAACCACUCGGUCCUCCACUUUCAGGGGACCUGGUGGGGCGAAGGGGACGAUAUGAUCUUCAUUGAUGAUGACACAUGGCCGCCCAGCAUGCAUGGCACGGGAGGGGAAGACUACUUCUCCCAGGGCUGGGGUAUGCAGAAGAACGCCUAUCCAUUUUGCGGCACCAUCAUCCACGAGGAAGACGUGCCUAAUUACCAGGUGAGCUAUCGCUGGCAUCUGGCCGACCCCGUCCGAUUUAGCAAAAAGAUCAAAGUUACUCUGGAAUCUGGUCAUGCCAACCACCUUCGUGACGACUGGUCAACCACUGCCUACUGGUACCAAACAUUGCCGGGUCCCAAGCUUGAAAUCCUACCCGUAGCGAGUCGUCUCCCUCGGAAGCCCGAGAUCCUCCCACCCGUCCUGGAUUUAUCUGAUCAGGAGAUAUCCACGCUGAGUUUGGAAAAGAGAGAAAAGUUGACACAGCAUCAAGAGAGGUAUGAUUUGUUCGUUAAGGAUCGGAACGAAUGGUUGGAGCGACGGGCAAAGGACUCGAGAGAACGGGCGAUGAACAAUGUGCAAAUCUGCAAGGAUAUUCGUCUACGGUUCUUAAAAAGCCUUGAGGGGUAG